AACAAAGCAAAUUUGCGUUAGGCGCUGCGCAGUUAACAUCAAUAAAACACAGAAGGCAAACAAAAAAUGGACAAUGAAGCAACAGGUGCAGCUAUACAGCCCAGUGGACAGCAUGGCCACAACCAGGACACAGAGGAACUGCUCGAUCCUGUAUUGUUCUCGGACAACAAUGGUUCAUUUAAGUUGAAAACUGUGCCCGCAUUCAGCAUACAUUUGCUUAUCUCGACAAUAAUUUCGUUUGUGGGCAUUGGUCUCGCGGUGCUCUUUCCCGAGGAUCGCCGUUGCGAGGCCUACUUUAUAAUGCUUUACCUACGCGCCACAUUCUGGGUGAUCACAUUUAUUUUCGAUCAUAUUGUUAAGAAACAGCAUGACAACUUGCGCCUGAGUGGCUAUCAUGACUUCCACCGAGAGACGAACAUGCAAAAAGGCAUUCCACUGCAAAUAGUGUCGCUGUGGAACUCAAUGCUGUUGGCUGUACAGGCACUGAUCCAUCACUAUUACGGCGAUGAGUUUUAUACGCAUUGCGCAGCCGGCUGGCUUUCGCCCAUAAGCUAUGUAACUACUUUCAAUGUGGCGGAGAACUUACUGCUUGCUGUCACCCAUGGCUGCUAUAUAGAUAAGGUGCGUAAAUUCAACAAGGCCAAGCUGUCCCCAGAUGUUUUACGUGGAGCUGAUCGUGCCGGCGGCUCGUUGGGUCUCAUGCAGCCCGGUGGUGAUACAGCAGAGCUUCUUGAGAAACAAGCCGACCUUAUUGCCUAUUUGCGAGAUCAUACCCACAAGCUCAACCAGAAACUGCACCAAAUGCAAACGAAUGUGCGUCCAGUGCGAGUGCCACAAAUUCCUUAAGAUCCCGCAUGACGAAAAAUACGUAUUCCUUAUUAACCGCAUCGAACAUCAAACACAUGCUUAUGCAAUACACACAUAUUUAUAUAUAUAUA
This is a messenger RNA of Drosophila arizonae, 938 nucleotides long. RefSeq names its product transmembrane protein 192. NCBI's taxonomy places the organism in Eukaryota, Metazoa, Arthropoda, Insecta, Diptera, Drosophilidae. Gene Ontology annotation, cellular component: lysosomal membrane; late endosome. The record is from RefSeq and is a predicted model, not a curated record.